AUGGCGGACGAAGUUCCAUCAAAACUCGAUGAAAAGUCACAAGAAAUUCUUAGAGAAUAUCUUGCAACAAAACAAGAAAAUAAAACACCUUUAGAAACAAUUUACUUUGAUCUUGCUGUUGGGUUACGUGAAGAUGAAACAAUGGAAUAUAGAAUGGCUGUUGUUAAUUUUGUAGAAAGAAGAUUUAAACUUAUUAGACAUGGAAAAGUACGUGAAGAAUAUCCAUUUACUUCAUUAAAUACAGUUACUGUAUGUUCAAGUCCAACUCAAUUUAAAAUGAAAUUAACAUUAUGUGAACAACCAUCAAUUUUAUUAUUAAUGCAAAAUGAAAGUGAUUUUAAUUCAUUAUUUGAGAUUCUUCGAACUAUAACAACUGAUAACAAUUCAAUCUUAUUCAAAGAAGAUUUCCUUCAAGAUUAUUGUCAUUUAGUAAAAAUGGUUUCAUGUAAAAAACAUGGUAAAACAUUUUGGGCAAGAAGAUCAUUAAAUAUUUAUAAUGGAUUAAUUGCAUUAUAUGCAGUAAAUGGAGAAAUUCCAUUAACUAUAUUACCAUUUAGUGAUAAUGUCGAAAUUACUAAACAUCAACGACUUAUUUUAAUUUUCCAAUGUGUUAUUAGACGAGUUUAUUUAAGAUUUGAAACAGAAGAAGAAUGUAAUGAAGUUGAAACACUUUGUAAAAAAUGUCAACAAUAUUAUCAUAAACCACAAACAAUGAUAGUAAAAGAUUUUUUUAGUGGAAAAUUAGCAGAUUUAACACCUACAUGUCGUGAAUUAUGUAAUAAAAAUAAUUUAUAUCCAGAAGAAUGUGAAAAACAUUUUGAUACAUUAUGUGAAAUUCUUCGAUCACAAACAAAGAAAAGAUAUGCUACAGUUACAGAAAAAAGACAACUUCAACAAAAAAUUGAACAUCAACAAAUUCAUAUUGAAAAAAUAAAAAAAGAAGCUCCACCAGAAGAAGAUGAUUUAUUAAAAUAUUGUAAAAAAGAAGAUCCACAUAAAUAUUUUACAAAUCUUGUUUCUAUUGGAAAAGGUGGAUUUGGUGAAGUAUUUUGUGCACAAAGAGUAGAAGAUGGUAAACCAGUUGCUUUAAAAAUGUUAAAACAUUCUAUAGAUGAAAGAUAUACAAAAAUUGGAGCAGAAGUUGCACGUUUAAGUAAUUGGAAACAUCCAAAUAUUGUUGGAUUUGAAGGAUGUUGGUUAUAUAAUAAUCAAGUAUAUAUUGGAAUGGAAUAUUGUUCUCUUGGAACAUUAAAAACAUUAUUAAAAAAUAGAAUGAGACCAUUUCAAGAUGCUGAUACAGCAUUUUUAUUAUUAGAAACAUUAAAAGCACUUAAAUAUAUUCAUGAAGAAGGAUUUAUUCAUAGAGAUAUUAAAACAGCUAAUAUUAUGUUAAAACAAAAUUUUGAAAUUAAAGUGAUUGAUUUUGGAUUAGUUGUAAGAAUUAAUUCUAAACCAUCAAAUAGAGCUGGAUCUAAAGCAUAUAUGGCACCAGAAGUUAUUAAACAAAUUCAAUAUAAUGAAAAAGUUGAUAUUUGGAGUAUUGGAUGUGUAGGUCAAGAAUUAUUUGAAGGAUCACCACCUUAUAGAGAAUUAGGAAUGUUUAAAGGUCUUUUUAAAACAGCUACAGUUGGUGCACCUGGAUUAAGAAAUCCAUCUAAAGCACCUCCUGAAUUUAUUGAUUUUCUUAAGAAAUGUUUUGUCUUUAAUCCAGAAGAAAGAUGGUCAGCAAUACAAUUACUUGAACAUCCAUUCCUAAAACAAGCUGAUGGAUCUAUUAUUAAACAAAGAGGAAUGAAAGUAGGUAUUUAA
Messenger RNA from Entamoeba dispar SAW760, 1809 nucleotides. Its product is annotated as serine/threonine protein kinase, putative. The coding region runs from base 1 to 1809 and encodes 602 amino acids. The transcript is spliced from 2 exons. Gene Ontology annotation, molecular function: protein kinase activity; ATP binding. Lineage: Eukaryota; Evosea; Mastigamoebida; Endamoebidae. Gene Ontology annotation, biological process: protein phosphorylation. The record is from RefSeq and is a predicted model, not a curated record.